Messenger RNA from Clonostachys solani, 1149 nucleotides. The record is from the annotation of a GenBank genome assembly. NCBI's taxonomy places the organism in Eukaryota, Fungi, Ascomycota, Sordariomycetes, Hypocreales, Bionectriaceae.
AUGUCUGGAGAAUCGGACAUUGCGCUGCCUGCGGUCGAGCGAGUCAGCCAAACCACGUUCAUGGCAAUAACAUGGACCGCCACGUGGUUCUCGUUCCUCAUGCUCGUCAUGCGCGUCGCCAUCCGCCUACGCACCCUCCGCAAACUCCUCGCCGACGACUACCUCGUCAUCGCCGCCUGGCUGAUGCUCCUCACGUCGGCCAGCCUGUGGCAGGACAGGAUCGGCGCCAUGUACUGGAUGUACGACAUCCAGACGGGCGAGCGGCCUCCCAGCCUCGACUUCAUCGAUGUGUACGGCCGCUUCCUGCCCCUCGUCGUGGCCUGGAACAUCCUCUUCUACUCGUGCCUGUGGGCGGUCAAAUUCUCCUUCAUGCUCUUCUUCCGCCGGCUGGGCGACGGCGUCCUGAGCAAGGUCUGGUGGUGGGCUGUCAUGGUGCUCACGGCGAUCGGCUGGGUUGCCUGCAUUGCCGACAUUGAUUGGGGCUGCAGCCUCAGCGAGAUCACGUUCAUCAUGCAGCACUGCAUUCUGAAGUCGCAGGUCCAGUUUGACGAUCGGACGUUCUACGCCAACAUGGCCGUGGACGUGGUGACCGACCUGCUCAUCCUGACGAUUCCGUUUCGGAUUCUGUGGAACGUUCGAAUCCCGUUCAAGAAGAAGGCUCUGCUGCUCGGCGUCUUCUCGCUCACGAUCAUCAUCAUGGUCGUCGCCAUCAUCCGCGUGGCGCUGGUCAAGGGCAUCUCCAGUGAAGUCCGGGUGUCCAGCAUCGACUGGCUCUACUUCUGGUCCAACAUCGAGGCCGGCAUCGCCAUCGUCGUUGCCUGCCUCGCUUCUUUUCGACAGCUCUUCGUAUACAACAAGGAGAGCCAGGAGGGCUCGGGGCGGUCGGGCCGGCGCAACCCUUGGAGCCUUCGGUCGCUCAUGGGCUUCACGCGCCUCACAAAAGGAAGCAGCAUCAGGCCGCUGCAAGGUACGGAGGACACGUGGGGUUCUGGCCGAGGAGUGCACGCUGGAAGUCACGACUCUGCAGAGCAUAUUGUGCCUCUGGAGUCGGUUCACGUCAAGCAGAGCUUCGAGGUCACCACGAGCGACUCCAACUCGGCCACAACGCGCAAGGUCAAGGCGCGGAAUGGGGGAUAUGAUUACAUUUAG